Messenger RNA from Purpureocillium lilacinum, 204 nucleotides. Lineage: Eukaryota; Fungi; Ascomycota; Sordariomycetes; Hypocreales; Ophiocordycipitaceae. The record is from RefSeq and is a predicted model, not a curated record.
AUGCCGGAGGUGUCCCUCGCAUGUCUGUCAUCGUGGGCUCCGCGCUCGCCAGCCCUUCCGGACCCUCCAAUCAAUGCUACCACAUCAGGUUCCUCAUCAAUAUAUUCAACAACGACAAGCAGUGCCGGCUCCACUUCGACGCAAAAGCUCGUAGCCGCUGCAUUCGCGGCUACUGCAAUUCCUUUACUGGGCUCGGGGGUCUGA